Messenger RNA from Phaedon cochleariae (mustard beetle), 6003 nucleotides. The record is from the annotation of a GenBank genome assembly. Lineage: Eukaryota; Metazoa; Arthropoda; Insecta; Coleoptera; Chrysomelidae.
UCUUAACCUAACCUAAAAAAACUGAAUGGUGAUGGUAAAUGUAAAUGGAUGAAUAUAAAUAUAAACAUUUCAAUCAACCGUUUUUUGAAUAUCAAAUUUUCAAUUAGACACAGAAAAAGCCAUUGUGUAGAAUUGAAAGCCCCAUUAUGAACGAAGUAAAUAAAACAGAGGACUUGUGGAACCCCUAUAAAGACUUGAAAGGAAUCGUUUGGAAACACUUGAAUCAAUCUGAAUCUGAUUUAACAACAGCUGAAUUGGAAUAUACAUUAAGGAAACACAAGCAAAACUUUUUUUCCUUGUUACAGAGUCCACCAAGAAAUCCCAAAGCCCGAGAUGAGCUCAAAAAGGGAAUGGUCGAUGGCAUAAACGUUAGGGGAAUCGGUCACCAAAUUCUUUCGAAAGAACUUUAUCAAGAAGCCGUCAUUUUGUCAGACCUUUUCGAAAUCAACGAAUUCGUUGCUCUAGACCUAUUAUGCACUGCACAAAUGCAAAUGUCAUAUUAUCCGUCUUUACCCAGAGGAUUAGUAGCUGUGCUUUUAUAUUAUGAUGGUCGAAAAGCUCUCGUCCAAACUCUACUUUACUUAGUGCAAGCUAGAAAUGGGGUACAAUGGAGUGUAACACUCAAACAAGACGUUUCAAAAUUCAUUACAGAUUACACCAAUCAGCUAAUGGAAGGGGGCCUCUUUACUAGAAUAUUUGAGCUUUUGAGAUCACUCGACCUUACUAAAGAACUCGAUAAGCUUCAGCAGAACCUGGCUCUAGGAGGACCAAAGCACAGAAGACAAGUUAUUGAUCUGUUCAAUGAAAUACGAUACCUCUUAGCUGAAAUAGUUUUUUCUUGGUCUUCACAGAGCGGAUUGCCAAAAGACCCUACAAUAGGACUUAUAAACUAUUUGAGAGAAGCUAAGAUAGAAGAAGAAGCUUCUGGCCAAAUUGACAACGUGAAUUUAUAUCUUGAGUUGGCCCUUUUAUCAGCAUUGGAUAUUAGUAUUCUGCACACAAGAGAGGAUGGUGAAGAAGCUAUACAGUUGUUACCAAUUUUUUCUGAUCCAUCAUAUAUACCAAUAGUAAUUAAUGAGUUGUCUUUGGCUAAACCGAAAUGGGUUUGUGAAGGAUUGCAAGCUCUAUCAAUAUUUGGUCUUGCCGUCUGUAUAAGUUCAUUAAGAGAUGUCCCACAAAGUUUAAAAUUCCAAGAUGCUAUAAAUAAGGAAGAAGGUUUCGUAGAUGCAGCCAUUGAAAUGAAUGUGUUUACCUUCAUGCAUAAUGUACUCCUAGAAAAUAAAACCUUAUACAAAGAACCAUUCUUGUACAAGAGGAUUCACAAUUUGAUUACAGAUUUCAUAUUUUUCAUGUACCCCAAAGUGAAGGACCUCAGAAUGAAAGCUGACGAAAUUGCUAGGACAAUGCAAGUCUACAUCAGAGAAGAAUUGGAUGCCCCAGCAAACUUGCCUAGAUUUUUUGAAUACUUAUUACUAACUGUAGGCAAGUUCUACUCAAAUGAUGUACUGAACACUGAUUAUGUCUCGAAUUACUGGAGUCUCACUGAAAUCAACCCCAACCAAAACUAUUCCUACAGAGCUGCACCUCGAUCAGUUUCACUCUUUAAAUUCAUCAGACUUGCUGGUGAUGUACUUCCAACAACACUAUUUGUUCCGUACAUCACAAUGUUGAGCGGUUUGUCGUCAUCCCAACAAACUGCACGACACUGCUUCAACAUGUUGAAACAAGUGGGAUCGCACAUAUCAGCUAAUUUAUCCUGGGAUCAUUUCUUUAUGUCGUUUUCCCAAUAUUACAACAAUCUAAGACAAGAAGCUCCGCCCCAAACUGAUACAGUAUAUAGAAGCCGUGCUUCCUAUAAUAAAGGGGUAUCUCCACAAGAAUUGGACGGCCUGCAUGCUGUUCUUUUACUCAUGAGGACAGUGGCUGAACAUGACGAGUUUUCAAGGCUAGCACUUUGUGAACAUCCUGGUUGGUCCCCUCUAACAGUCCUUUUGGGUUUAGUUAGUUGUUCAGUGCCUAUACCACUCAAAGCAGACCUUCUUCUUACACUAGCUGCUUUAUCAAAAUCGUCUGAGAAUGCAAGUCAAAUGUGGGAAAAUUUAGAAGCAUCACAAAUCUUGAUAACAAUACCGACAACUUCCAGUUAUGCGCCCAGGGGCAUUGAAACGGAAUUGGAAGAGAUUGAAUCUAGACUGGAAGAAUAUCCACUAACCCGUGGUGUAUUGAAGCUGCUAGAUGUGUUAACGGAUUUUGGGAUACCAAGGACUCUAGGAGCUGGACCUAGGAAACCAGGAUUUGAUCCAUACCUUAAUUUCAUCAUAAAUUCAGUUUUCCUGAAAUACCACACUAGAUCUUACCGUAAUGGCACUGAAAAAUGGGAAGUAGCCCUAGCUUGUUUGAAGUUAUUUGAGAAAUUCAUAACUAGGUAUGAUCCCAAACAAUCAGAUUUUUCUGCCAAUUUGCAAAAUGAAUUCAGCUCGCCGCCUGGAUACCACAUGAUGCUACAGCUUAACAGCAAAUCUGAGAUGUUCUACAUCCUGAUGAACAUUAUUGAUGACGGGAAUCGGUUUUUCGAUGCUUAUGUUCCUUUCCAAGGCCAAGAGAAGGUCAAGGAGUGUGUUCUAACUUCCUUGAGAAUCAUCCACAGAGUACUCAGUCUUCAGUCCAGAUUUUUCCAAAUUUUAGCAUCAACUUCCACACCUCUUAUGCUCACCAGUAUGAACAAGCUACUGCUAUCUAUUAAUCGAAGAUCUGGCAAACCUGACUACUGCAUAAACAUAGCAAAAUAUGUCACUUAUCAACUCCAUUUGCCACAUCAUUCAUAUUUGGCUGUGAAAAUACUGACAAACAUCACCAGUUCUUCUGUUGCCCACUGCCAUUUCAUGAACAUUUUAUUGUCCCUGGACGAAUCAAAAGAGCUGAUUCGGAGUGGUUUUGUUGAAUGUUUGGAUGCUUCACCUGAAGAUGGAGAUGAUGUCAUAGAAAACACCAAGAAAGAGAUACUCAGUUUGUCCAGGCAAUGCUUGUCUUACAAUUCACCCAACUUGACACACCUACUCUUUGGUUUUGAUAUCAAGAGAGACGUGUCUAAAACCGAGUUUCAAUACCCUGGUGUGCUCGGCUUUGCAAGAUCUUGCUUGCAUUCUAUAAUAUCUAUAAUGGACUGUGCCAUCAACCCACUGUCUGAUGAACCAUCACCAUCUUUAUUAGAAUCCACUUUCCAUCUGCUAUACCUUUUGGCAUCGAAUGUCAAAUCCUCUGGACCUGUAUUGAGGUUCAUCAGAUUGAACAAGAACUUUUACAUAGAACAUUUGAGUAAGUCAUGCAAGAACAUGAACCCAGGCUUUUGUGAGUUUGGGCAAGUCUCUUGGAUUAUGAAAAUACUCGCCAUUGAGUUGAAAGUGUUGAGUCAACUCAAGCAAGUGACGUACCUCAAACAGCUUGCAAAUUUUUUGGUAAAUAUACCUGCAGGUGAUAUGAAAAAUGGAGACAUGUUUUCGUUGAUACAGAAGAGCACUCUUGAUAUCAAACUUUUGGUGCCGGAGGAUUUGAAAAUGGAGAAUUUCAUGACGAACUUGAUACCGUUCUUCGAAGUAACUAGGCCAUCUCUGGAGACGCCAAGUUGGGAGUAUUUCGACAACAAUGUGUUGAAUCAAAUCUUGAAAAGCUGCCAGAACAAAUCGGCGCCAAAACUGAUUGAUUUGAAGAAACUGCAUCAAAUUUUGUAUGACGAAUUAAAGGCACUUCAGGGUACUGCAGUCUUAGGGCAAAUACAAGCAAUAACACAAGAAAUCCAAAAAGUGUUGAGACAUGCACUGGAAAUAAAUAAACAAAGGGAGACAUGUUCUUCUGUUAUUCAAUUCACAGAUGCUUGGAGGCAAGUUGCAGAAGUCUUAGUAAUUUUCACGCCGACGGAAAUCUUAUCGACUACUGAGCAACAAAUUAUCAGUAUAUCAUUGCUCAAACAAAUUCUGAAAAAAGUUGUCAGAGCGCAACUUUUACCCGAAGUUUCAAGACUGUUAUCUGGAGCCGUAUUAUUGUUCAUGGACAAUCUAAAGAAAUGUUAUAUUAGAGAAAAAAGGUUGCAGAAACUUUCGAAAACCGAUAAGAGUACUUUGAACGUGCUUAAGUUGUACUAUUCUUCGUUGAAAGAAAUAUUGGAAAAUCUAGUUCAGUGGAUUAUGAUCUCUAAUGUGACAGAUGGUGAAUUGAGAAUCAACUUGUAUGCUGCACUAGUUACGUUUUUGCAACUGACUAAUAUUGAGACACCUCAUGAUGACAUUAUUUCAAACAACAGUUUCUUCAUUAGCCGAUUGGAUAGCUCUAAAUUGAAUGUCUCUGAAAUUGAUGUACAAUUUGAAUUUUCUUCUGACGUUCUGUCCACCUUUGGUGAUAAAUUGAUCGAAGUACUUUGCCAAGAUUGCAUAGGAGGUCAAGAAAUCUGUAAAAUAAUGGCACUGUCAAGCUUCAGUCACCUCAUGACCAUAUCCGGAAAUGUGAACUGGAUCUUGCAUAUGUCAGGACGAGGAUACCUGAAACACAUAAUCCAAAGCAUAGCUGACAGUGAUACAGAGUUGAGAAAUAUGUUGGAACCAACAGCAGAAUCCAUAAAACCACUUUAUCUUUAUAUUGCAAAAAUGUUGGUACUGGCGAGACUAGCUGGAACUAGAUUGGGAAGCGAACUACUAUUAGAACAAAAACUGCUUACAGUGUUCAGUAAUAUGACUGUAUUCAUGUCACAUCCAGAUAUUUCUAAAACUUGGCAAAGAGAUACUAUCUUAGAAGAUUUCCUUCCACCAGUGGAGCAACAGUAUUUGCAAAUCUGGCUACCAACAUUGCAUAUUUGCAAUGCCAUACUCACUACUCUGGGUACAGAAAACCAAUCGGCUGUGGCACAAAUAAUGUAUUUCUUGCUAAGCCAUCUCGAUGUAGUUGAGCUCAUACUGCGUUCUGGAAGUCCUGACUUAUCACCUACAUCUUUGAAAGAACUCGCAUUGCUAACAUCUGUCCUUUCCAGAACUGCCAAUAAUAACUUGGUGAAUAUACUCGAGAACCCAAAUAUCGUUCAAAAUAACAGAGCCCAACUCUACAGAAUUCAAAAACUGAUGCUAUCGGUUCUGCCUAAGUUUAUCCUCAGUGAUGACACGGUGAAACGAUUAGUUAGCCAGGGUCCUGCAGGAACUCUCACUUUCCAGACUUCUGAUAGGUUGCUCUAUGCCAUGCAGAUCAUUUCGAACCUGUUGUGUUAUUCGAGAAACACUGUGGCAAACCAAGGAAUAGAACACGAAGGAGUGGGGGUCAUUUUCUAUCCAACUCUCAGUGACCCAUUGCUAAGCAAUUUCGGUUCAAGAAGUAUGUCCAGUGUCAAUGAACAGGAGCCCUCACUAGGCAUCAUAGUGCAACAGUUGAUAAGUGCUGUUAACUAUCAUCAUCAAGAAAAGGUCACCCACGAUCUUUUAGUGAGAAAACUAGAUGAGAUACCUGAAAUGAAUUCCGUGGACUUGAGACCCUACUUAGAUUCGUCGAUGGAGAUGAGUGAUAUUUCCGUUAAAAGGGAGAAAGCUCAUGAGAUGGUUACAGAUAGGCUGGAAAGAAAAAAGAAAGAGAUCAAUUACUGUGCCUUUAUUAUUGAAAAUUCUUUGUAUCUGAUUUGGUCACAUUUGGAUUUCUAUAUGUUGAGGGCUAUUCCUAAACCUAGGGUGUAUGGUGGAUUGUCUACAAAUGCAGCAUUCAGUCAUGAAGCAACCCUUGCAUCUUCUUCUGAAGCCACAUGGAAGGUUUCUACCGACGUUAUUAGUAACUUGAAGCAAGGAUUGGUUUCGCUGUUCAAUGAUAGUUUCACGAAACAACUUUUAGAAACUUCGCAGGAUCGAAAUGAUUCAGACAGAGGCUUUGUAGAAGCUCUACUAAGGAAGAUUAAAAGACUUGUGCAGUUUGUUCCUGUGAAGUGAAAUGUAUGAGUUAUUAUGUUAUUUUUAUAAUUAAUAAAUUUUCUUAGGUUAA